UGCUGGUGCUGGUGUUGUGCUGCCUUCCCUUCCCUUCCCUUCCCGUCCCUCCCCCGGUUACAGGUGUCCGGCUGCAGGAGCGGCUCUGCCUGCGGGUCUGUGUGUGAGUGAGAGAGUGAGAGCAGCAGCGCGGCCAUGUCAGCCGAGGCAGAGAGCACCACGAAGGAGCCCGGCGCGGGCAAGGACGGUGAGGACGAGGAGCAGUGGCUGUAUGGAGAUGAAAACGACCCCAAUAAACAGGAGGAUGAACCGGCAGUUGACAGCAUGGAAGCUCCUGCUCCAACUGCUGCUAUGGAAGAAGCUAGAGGGAAUGGUGUGGUGAAAAUGAAUCCUGCAGUUGAAGGGGAGGAUGAAAGUGACAGUGAUAGUGAUGACGACGAUGAUGAUGUUCAAGUCACCAUUGGGGACAUUAAAACUGGAGCACCACAAUAUGCCUAUGGCGUAACACCUGUAAAUCUCAAUAUCAAGUCUUCCGGUAGACUUUAUGGAUCGGGGACAAAAGCUGGAAAGGGAGUUGAUCUUGAUGCACCUGGUGACAUCAAUGGAAUCCCAACAUUAGAAAUAGACUUGGAUUCUUUUGAAGAUAAACCUUGGAGAAAACCAGGUGCUGAUCUUUCUGAUUAUUUCAAUUAUGGUUUCAAUGAAGAAACCUGGAAAGCUUACUGUGAGAAACAAAAACGACUGAGAAUGGGUCUUGAACCUCUGCCUCUUGCCUCCACAACAAACAGAAUUACAGUACAACAGGGUAGAACUGGAAAUCCUGAUAAAGAACCAGAGAUACCAACCACCAAAAUGGAUUUCCCUUCUCCUCCAAACCGUUUCAGAGCAGGACCUCCACCCAACAGGUUAGAAAAUAGACAAAGAAGGCUGUCUGGGUCCAUAGAGGUUAUUGGAGGCCAAUUAAUAACCAUUGCCCGCGUGGAAGGUCGACGUCGUGAUAGAGGUGGCGCAGAUGAAAAUGCCAUCCAGGUUCUUGGAGACCAUGCAGUCCCAGAAUUUAAUAACAACAACGCUGCAAAGCGUCCUUCAUUUAUGCCUCCAGGGGCACCUCCGCCUCAUAUGACUGGUCCACCUCCCCUGUUCCUGCCCCCUCCUCCUCCUGUCAACACGGGGCCUCCACUUCUCCAUCCACCAGGAAUGCCUUUAACUGCACCACCUCCAGGUUUCCUGCCUCCACCUGGAGCUCCACCACCUUCACUUGUACCACUAGAAAGACUACAGUCGGCAUUGACAAGUGGACCUACAUCAUACAACAGCCGAACCGCUCCCCCAUUUGGUUAUCCAACCAAUGAUUAUGGAAAUCUAUCAUAUCCUAACAUCCCAGCUUCCUCCUGGAGCGCCUUAAUGGACAACAACAAUAAACAACCGGCACAACAGCAGCAGCAGCAGCAGCAGCAGCAACAGCAACAGCAUUGGGAUUAUUAUCCACGGAGAGAGAGAGAAAGGGAGCGUGAACGAGAACGCACCAGGGAGAGGGAGCGAGAUCGGGACAGGGAGCGGGAGCAUGAGCGGGAACGUGACCGAAGCCCUAGUUCAAGUGCCUAUAAUGGAUCUUGUUCCAAUCUUAGACCGCCUUCCUUACUGUCCACCGUACCAGCAAUUCUGUCUGAAGUGUCUCGACCCAAAACAUCGCCUAUUCCUUUUCUCCAGAGACGCUGUCUGUCCAGUAGUGAAGAAAAUCGUUACCGACACAGAGAAUAUUCCUCAGAUAAAGGUUAUGAUCGUGAGUACCAUCACAGAGAUAAAGUUAGCAGAGAAAAAGAAGAUAGACACAAAGAACGUAGACACCGUGACAAAGAGGAGGGGAGACACAAAUCUUCCAGAAGCAGCAGCAGACGGCGCCAUGACAGUGAAGAGGUUGAUGGUCAUAAACGACAUAAACACAAGAAAUCUAAGAGGAGUAAGGAAGACAAAGAAGCCAGUGAAGAGCGUUCCCAAGAACCUGAGCCAAGUGAAGCUGCGAGCAGUAAUUAGAUAUUUUGCUCCUUGGCUGUUGUCGUCUUUAUUGUUUAAAAAAAAAUAGGAAGGAAAAUGUUGGAAAUGCUUAAAAAUCAUUCAGGUAAUGACAAAUUUCAUCUGAAUUUCUGAAGACAUCAGAACUUCAAUAUCUUGAAAGACUAUUGAAGAGUGUGGUGCUUCUCAGCACCAUUUGUGUUGUUAAUAACUAAAUUACUAUGUUUGUAUUAGUUUAUUGAAGAUGAAUACAAUUUCUGCAUUCUUGUUUAAAAGUAAUGUUUUACUUUUGACCGUUGUUUAUUGGAAUCGUAGCUUUCCUUUAAAGGAUGUACUUUUACUCGAACAGUCAUUAAAUUUGCUAUUUGUCCUGUA
Molecule: messenger RNA, 2328 nt
Organism: Leucoraja erinaceus (little skate)
Lineage: Eukaryota; Metazoa; Chordata; Chondrichthyes; Rajiformes; Rajidae
Gene: fip1l1a
Product: FIP1 like 1a (S. cerevisiae)
Exons: 18
Coding region: 136-1974 (612 amino acids)
Cellular component (GO): mRNA cleavage and polyadenylation specificity factor complex
Molecular function (GO): RNA binding
Source: RefSeq, a predicted model, not a curated record